CCGGGUUGCCAUGGCGACGCGUGCCUGCCGGCGCGGGCUCGGGAGGGCCACGCGGGGCAGCUUUCUUGGUUGGUGUGACCCAACCGUCGGUCUAGGGAGGAGAGGGUCGGCGUGGUGAGAUUUUGCCUUUAAGAUGUCUACCAAAACUGAGAAGAAGCGAAAAGUAGGUGGCCGGGGCGGUGCCCGGGCAGGCCGGGCAGGCCGGGCUGCUGCUUCUGCUGUGGCCCCAGGAGCUGCCGAAGCCUCCCUGCUCUCUGCUGAUCAGGAGCCAGAGCCCGAGUCCACCAAGGAUGAGUCUGAGCUAGUACUAGAGGAACCUGACCAACGCAAGGACUUGGAUACUUCGACGGAUGUGAAGCCCCAGUUCCUGUCACGAGCUACAUUGACCGGACUGGCAGACGCAGUGUGGACAGAGGAGCAUGAUACCAUUCUGGAACGCUUUGUCCAGGAUCCCAUGGAAUCCACCCUCACCAUCUUCAUUGACCCCAUCUCUGGGUUGAAACUGGAGCUGGGCAUGCCUGUGCAGACCCAGAACCAGAUUGCGUACUUUAUUCGGCGGGAACCAGUUCCCAUCACCCCGGAGAACUUCGAGCAGACAGUGCAGUUCGGGACGGUGCGGGGUGCCUACAUUCCAGCGUUACUGCGCCUGCUCAGUGGUGUCUACGUCCCUCAGAUUUUCAUGAAUACCACUUGGCCUGAGAGCAUCCGAAAUCAUUUUGUUUCACAUCUGCACAGGUUUUUGGCCUGCCUGACAGAUACUCGGUACAAACUGGAGGGCCACACGGUCCUGUACAUCCCUGCAGAGGCCGUGAACAUGAGCCCCGAGGUGGUGGUAAAAGACAAGGAGCUGGUCCAGCGCCUGGAGACCUCCAUGAUUCACUGGACCCGGCAGAUCAAGGAGGUGCUGAGUGCGCAGGAGUCUGUGGAGACGGGAGAAAAUCUGGGUCCCCUGGAAGAGAUCGAGUUCUGGCACAACCGCUGCAUGGACCUGUCUGGCAUCAGCAAGCAGCUCGUGAAACAGGGAGUGAAGCACAUCGAGGCCAUCCUGCUCCUCUCCAAGUCCUCCUACUUGGCGCCCUUUAUGAAGCUGGCCCAGCAGAUCCAGGACGGCUCUCACCAAGCUCAGUCAAACCUGACUUUCUUGUCAAUCCUGAGGGAACCCUACCAGGAGCUGGCCUUCAUGAAGCCUAAGGACAUCUCUGACAAGCUCCCUAACCUGAUCAGUCUCAUCCGCAUCAUCUGGGUCAACUCCCCCCACUACAACACCAGGGAAAGAUUGACCUCUCUGUUCCGGAAGAUGAGCAACGAGAUCAUCCGCUUGUGCUGUCACUCCAUCUCCCUGGACCGAAUCUUUGAGGGCUACGUCAUUUCCAGCAAAGAGGACCUGCAGGGCUGCAUUUCUUGUUGUCAUGCCUGGAAAGACCACUACCUGCGUGCCGUGCAGAUGCACACCCAGUUCUCCAGUCGGGGCUGGGUUCUAGACCAGACCAGCAUAUUUGCUCAAGUAGACGCCUUUGUGCAGCGCUGUAAGGACCUUAUUGAGGUCUGCGAAUGUCAGUACCACUUCGCACGGUGGGAAGAUGGCAAGCAGGGCCCCCUUCCCUGCUUCUUUGGUGCCCAGGGGCCACAGAUCACACGGAACUUGCUAGAAAUCGAGGACAUCUUCCAUAAAAACCUGCAGAUGCUGCGAGCCGUUCGCGGAGGCAUCCUGGAUGUUAAGAACACCUCUUGGCAUGAAGACUACAACAAAUUCCGUGCCGGGGUCAAGGAUCUGGAGGUGAUGACCCAGAACUUGAUCACCUCAGCCUUUGAGUUAGUCCGGGACGUGGAGCACGGAGUACUGCUUUUGGACACCUUCCACAGGCUGGCUACCCGGGAGGCCAUCAUGCGGACCUACGAGAAGAAGGCUGUUGAUCUCUAUAUGCUGUUCAAUAGCGAAUUAGCCCUGGUGAACCGUGAGCUGAACAAGAAAUGGCCGUACCUGGAGCCAUACAUGGCUCAGUAUUCCGGACAGGCCCACUGGGUGCGGAUCCUGCGGCGACGCAUCGACAGAGUCAUGAAUUGCCUUUCGGGCGCCCAUUUCCUGCCCCACAUUGGGACUGGAGAGGAGAGUGUACACACCUAUCAGCAGAUGGUCCAAGCCAUUGAUGAGCUCGUUCGAAAAACCUUCCAAGAGUGGACAGCAACGCUGGACAAGGACUGCAUUCGACGGCUGGACACGCCACUCUUACGAAUUAGCCUAGAGAAAGCGGGCAUGCUGGACGUCAACUUUGACAAGAUGCUCCUGGUUCUCUUCGUGGAGAUUGACUACUGGGAGCGCCUGCUGUUUGAGACGCCACACUAUGUGAUGAACGUGGCUGAACGCGCCGAGGACCUGCGCAUUCUCCGGGAGAACCUGCUCCUUGUGGCUCGAGACUACAAUAGGAUUAUUGCCAUGCUGUCCCCAGAUGAGCAGGCCUUGUUCAAAGAGCGGAUCCGAUUCCUGGAUAAGAAGAUCCACCCAGGACUGAAGAAGCUGCACUGGGCUCUUAAAGGGGCCAGUGCCUUCUUCAUCACGGAGUGCCGCAUACAUGCCAGCAAGGUGCAGACGAUUGUCAACGACUUCAAGGCGUCCACUCUGACCAUCGGCUGGAAGGCCCAGGAGAUGUCGGAGAUGCUGCUGGUGCGCAUCACAGGCAAACGGGUGUACAGAGACCUGGAGUUCGAGGAGGCCCAGCGAGAGCACCGGAUGACUGUACAGCAGAAGCUGGUGAACCUGCACCAGGAUGUGGUGAACAUCAUGACCAACUCCUACGAAGUGUUCAAGAAUGAUGGCCCUGAUAUUCAGCAGCAGUGGCUGCUCUACACAAUACGCUUGGAUCACAUGAUGGAGGACGCCCUGCGCAUGAAUGUGAAGUGGUCACUGCUGGAACUUUCCAAGGCCAUCAGUGGGGACGGGAAGACGACUCCAAACCCACUCUUCCGGGUCCUUGUCAUUUUACAGAAUGAAGGGCAGGGGGGCGUGGCACAGGUGGAGUUCUCCCCCACUCUGCAGACUCUGGCAAGUGUGGUCAACGACAUUGCCAGUCACCUCUUUGCCACCAUCUCCAUCUUCCGCCGCCUCCCCGACAUCCUCAUCAAACGCAAGAUAAAUCGAGAACCCAUCCAUGUGAUUGUGGAGCGAGAUGAGGACAUCAAGAAGAUCCAGUCCCAGAUCAGCAGUGGGAUGACUAACAACGCAAGCCUGCUGCAGAAUUACCUCAAGACCUGGGACAUGUAUCGGGAGAUCUGGGAGAUCAACAAGGACUCCUUUAUUCGCCGCUACCAGCGCCUCAACCCCCCUGUCUCUUCCUUUGAUGCUGACAUUGCCCGCUACACGGAGGUGGCCAACAAUGUGCAGAAGGAGGAGACGGUGCUCAACAUUCAGUUCGUUCUGCUGGACUGCUCACACCUCAAGUUCUCACUGGUGCAGCAUUGUAAUGAGUGGCAGAAUAAGUUCACCACCCUGCUCAAGGAGAUGGCCGCCGGGCGCCUGAUGGAUCUGCACACCUAUCUGAAGGACAACGCCGAGAAAAUCAGCCGCCCUCCCCAAACACUGGAGGAACUGGGGGCCAGUUUACAGCUCAUGGACACCCUGCAGCAUGACUUACCCAACCUGGAGACUCAGAUCCCUCCCAUCCACGAGCAGUUCACCAUUCUGGAGAAGUAUGAGGUGCCGGUUCCAGACAGUGUCCUGGAGAUGCUAGAGAGUCUCAAUGGAGAGUGGGUCUCCUUCCAACAAAUACUGCUGGACAGUGAGCAGAUGCUGAAGAGACACAAGGAGAAAUUCAAGACCGGCCUCAUCCACUCGGCUGAUGACUUUAAGAAGAAGGCACACAACCUUCUGGAAGACUUUGAGGUCAAAGGGCCGUUCACCAGCGCGGUGGGCCACACGGCUGCUCUGGAUCAGAUCGCACAGGUGCGCGCCAUGCUGAUGGCCAUGCGGGAAGAGGAGAACAACCUCCGCUCCAACCUGGGCAUCUUCAAGAUCGAGCAGCCCGUCUCCAAGGACCUCCAGAACCUGGAGAAGGAGCUGGAUGCACUCCAGCAAGUGUGGGAGAUCACGCGGGACUGGGAGGAGAGCUGGAACCAGUGGAAGACAGGCUGCUUCCUGACGCUGCAGACCGAGGCCAUGGAGUCCAUGGCCCAUGGGCUGUAUCGCCGUCUCACAAGACUAGCCAAAGAGUAUAAGGACCGAAACUGGGAUAUUAUUGAAACCACUCGCUCCAAAAUAGAGCAGUUCAAGAGGACCAUGCCCCUCAUUUCAGACCUGCGAAACCCAGCCCUCCGAGAGAGGCACUGGGACCAGGUCAAAGACGAAAUCCAGCGCGAGUUUGAUCAGGAAUCGGAAAGCUUCACCUUGGAACAGAUUGUGCAGCUUGGCAUGGAUCAGCAUGUGGAGAAAAUAGGGGAGAUCUCUGCCUCUGCAACCAAAGAGCUGGCCAUAGAAGUGGGAUUACAAAACAUUGCCAAAACCUGGGACGUGAUUCAGCUCGACAUAGUACCCUACAAGGACAAGGGCCAUCACCGGCUCAGGGGCACCGAAGAAGUAUUCCAGGCACUGGAGGAUAACCAGGUGGCCCUGUCAACCAUGAAGGCCUCGCGAUUCGUGAAGGCCUUCGAGAAGGACGUGGACCACUGGGAGCGCUGCCUCUCCCUCAUCCUGGAAGUGAUCGAGAUGGUGCUCACGGUGCAGCGCCAGUGGAUGUACCUGGAGAAUAUCUUCAUCGGAGAAGACAUCCGAAAGCAGCUGCCCAAUGAGUCCGCCCUGUUUGACCAGGUCAAUAACAACUGGAAAGCCAUCAUGGACCGGAUGAGCAAAGACAGCAAUGCCCUCCGGAGCACCCACUACCCAGACCUCCUGGAAACACUGAUAGAAAUGAACUCGAUCCUGGAAGACAUCCAGAAGUCUCUGGACAUGUACUUAGAGACCAAGCGCCACGCGUUUCCUCGCUUCUAUUUCCUGUCCAAUGAUGACCUGCUGGAGAUUCUGGGCCAGUCCCGGAACCCGGAGGCUGUGCAGCCACACCUCAAAAAAUGCUUUGACAACAUCAAGCUGCUGAGAAUCCAAAAGGUUGGGGGCUCCAGCAGCAAAUGGGAAGCCGUGGGAAUGUUUUCAGGUGAUGGCGAGUACAUUGAUUUCCUCCACCCAGUACUUCUAGAAGGACCUGUGGAGGCCUGGCUUGGUGAUGUGGAACGGGCCAUGAGGACGACCCUGAGGGAUUUGCUUCGGAACUGCCGAUUGGCCCUCAAGAAGUUUCUCAACAAGAGGGACAAAUGGGUCAAAGAUUGGGCUGGCCAGAUGGUGAUUGCAGCUAGUCAGAUCCAGUGGACAGCUGAUGUCACCAAGUGCCUGAUGACCGCUAAGGAGCGCUCAGACAAGAAAAUUCUCAAGGUCAUGAAGAAGAAGCAGGUGUCAAUACUAAAUAAGUAUUCGGAAGCCAUCAGGGGGAACUUGACCAAGAUCAUGAGGCUUAAAAUCGUGGCUCUGGUGACGAUAGAAAUCCACGCUCGGGACGUGCUGGAGAAGCUGUACAAGAGCGGCCUCAUGGACGUCAAUGCGUUUGACUGGCUGAGCCAGCUUCGCUUCUACUGGGAGAAGGAUGUUGACGACUGUGUAAUCCGCCAGACCAACACACAGUUCCAAUACGGUUAUGAGUACCUGGGGAACUCUGGCCGGCUGGUCAUCACCCCCCUGACAGACAGAUGUUACAUGACGCUGACCACGGCCCUGCACCUUCACCGAGGAGGCUCACCCAAAGGCCCAGCAGGCACUGGGAAGACGGAAACGGUCAAGGACUUGGGCAAAGCGCUGGGGAUAUACGUCAUUGUGGUCAACUGCUCCGAGGGCCUGGACUAUAAGUCCAUGGGCAGAAUGUACUCAGGACUAGCCCAGACUGGAGCCUGGGGCUGCUUUGAUGAAUUUAACCGCAUCAAUAUUGAGGUGUUGUCCGUGGUGGCCCAGCAGAUCCUGUCCAUCCUAUCUGCCUUGACUGCCAACCUCACCCGUUUCCAUUUUGAGGGCUUUGAAAUAAAUCUGGUGUGGUCUUGUGGGAUCUUCAUCACCAUGAAUCCUGGCUAUGCUGGCCGCACGGAGCUUCCAGAAAACCUCAAGUCCAUGUUCCGCCCGAUCGCCAUGGUGGUGCCGGAUUCUACGCUUAUCGCGGAAAUCAUUCUCUUUGGGGAGGGCUUUGGCAACUGCAAGAUCCUGGCCAAGAAGGUGUACACACUGUACUCCCUGGCUGUGCAGCAGCUCUCCCGACAGGACCAUUACGACUUUGGCCUGCGUGCCCUCACCUCCCUUCUACGCUACGCUGGCAAGAAGCGCCGCCUACAGCCGGAUCUGUCUGAUGAGGAGGUUCUGCUGCUCUCCAUGAGGGACAUGAACAUCGCCAAGCUCACAUCUGUGGACGUUCCAUUGUUCAAUGCCAUUGUGCAGGACCUUUUCCCUAACAUUGAGCUGCCAGUCAUAGACUACGGCAAGAUACAGGACACCAUCGAGCAGGAGAUCCGAGAGAUGGGUCUGCAGAUCACACCAUUUACCCUCACCAAGGUUCUCCAGUUGUAUGAAACCAAGAACUCUCGACACUCCACCAUGAUUGUGGGCGGCACCGGCAGCAGCAAGACCACCUCCUGGAAGAUUCUACAGGCCUCCCUAACUUCCCUGUGCCGUGCUGGCGAACCCAACUUCAACAUCGUUAGAGAGUUCCCUUUGAACCCAAAGGCACUGUCCUUAGGGGAGCUGUAUGGAGAAUAUGACCUCAGCACCAAUGAAUGGACAGAUGGCAUCUUAUCUAGUGUCAUGCGGGCCGCAUGUGCAGAUGAGAAGCCAGAUGAGAAAUGGAUCCUUUUUGACGGCCCCGUGGACACACUGUGGAUCGAGAGCAUGAACUCUGUCAUGGAUGACAACAAAGUGCUGACCCUCAUCAACGGGGAACGCAUCUCAAUGCCGGAGCAGGUGUCUCUCUUGUUUGAAGUGGAGAACCUGGCUGUGGCCUCUCCAGCCACGGUGUCUCGCUGUGGGAUGGUCUACACUGACUAUGUUGACCUGGGCUGGAAGCCCUACGUUCAGUCAUGGCUGGAAAGGAGGCCAAAGACCGAAGUAGAACCCCUUCAACGCAUGUUUGAAAAGCUCAUCAACAAGAUCCUGAACUUCAAAAAGGAUAACUGCCACGAGCUGGUGCCCGUCCCCGAGUACAGCGGCAUCAUCUCCCUCUGUAAGCUCUACUCGGUCCUGGCCACACCAGAGAAUGGGGUGAACCCAGCCGAUACGGAUAACUAUUCCGUUAUGGUAGAGAUGACGUUUGUGUUCAGCAUGAUCUGGUCUGUAUGUGCCUCUGUGGAUGAGGAUGGACGUAAGAAGAUUGACAGUUACCUUCGAGAGAUCGAGGGCUCGUUCCCCAAUAAGGACACCGUGUAUGAAUACUACGUGAACCCCAAGAUGCGGACUUGGACGUCGUUUGAGGAGAAGCUCCCUAAGAGUUGGCGUUACCCUCCCAACGCCCCUUUCUAUAAGAUCAUGGUCCCCACUGUUGAUACUGUCCGAUACAACUACCUGGUGAGCACCUUGGUGGCCAACCAGAACCCUGUCUUACUGGUGGGUCCUGUGGGGACUGGAAAGACCUCCAUAGCCCAGAGCGUUCUCCAGUCCUUACCCUCCGGCCAGUGGUCCGUGCUCAUCGUCAACAUGUCUGCACAGACCACAUCCAACAACGUACAGAGCAUCAUUGAGAGCCGGGUGGAGAAGCGGACCAAGGGUGUGUACGUGCCCUUUGGGGGCAAGAGCAUGAUCACCUUCAUGGAUGACCUGAACAUGCCUGCUAAGGACAUGUUUGGGUCCCAGCCACCCCUGGAGCUGAUCCGCCUCUGGAUUGACUACGGCUUCUGGUAUGACCGUAUGAAGCAGAGCAUCAAGCACAUUCGAGACAUGUUCCUGAUGGCUGCCAUGGGCCCUCCAGGGGGUGGACGGACUGUUAUCUCCCCGAGGCUACAGAGUCGCUUCAACAUUAUCAACAUGACCUUCCCCACUGAAUCUCAGAUCAUCCGAAUAUUUGGCACCAUGAUCAACCAGAAGCUUCAGGAUUUUGAAGAGGAGGUAAAGCCCAUUGGGAACGUGGUGACAGAGGCCACCUUGGAUGUGUACAACACAGUGGUGCAGCGCUUCCUGCCUACCCCUGCUAAGAUCCAUUACCUUUUCAACCUCCGAGACAUCUCCAAGGUUUUCCAGGGCAUGCUUAGAGCCAACAAGGACUUCCAUGACACCAAGGCCAGCAUCACCAGACUCUGGAUCCAUGAGUGUUUCAGGGUCUUCUCAGACAGGCUGGUCGAUGCAACAGACAUGGAAGCCUUUAUGGGCAUCUUGAGCGACAAACUGGGCACUUUCUUUGACCUCACUUUUCAUAAUCUCUGCCCCAACAAACGUCCUCCUAUCUUUGGGGACUUCAUGAAGGAGCCCAAGGUCUACGAAGAUCUGGUAGAUCUGACGGUGUUGAAGACGGCCAUGGAGACAGCCCUAAAUGAGUACAACCUGUCUCCUUCUGUGGUGCCCAUGCAGCUGGUGCUCUUCCGGGAGGCCAUCGAGCACAUCACACGGAUCGUGCGGGUGAUCGGACAGCCUCGCGGCAACAUGCUCUUGGUGGGCAUUGGCGGCAGUGGACGCCAGAGUCUGGCCCGCUUGGCCUCCUCCAUCUGCGAGUACAACACGUUCCAGAUUGAGGUCACCAAACACUAUCGGAAACAAGAAUUCCGAGAUGAUAUCAAGCGUCUGUAUCGCCAGGCAGGGGUGGAGCUCAAGACCACGUCCUUCCUUUUCGUGGACACCCAGAUCGCUGAUGAUUCCUUCCUAGAAGACAUCAACAACAUCCUCAGCUCAGGCGAAGUCCCCAAUCUCUACAAAGCAGAUGAGUUUGAAGAGAUCCAGAGCCAGAUCAUAGAACAGGCCCGGGCAGAACAGGUGUCAGAAUCCUCGGACAGCCUCUUCGCAUACCUCAUUGAGCGCGUGCGGAACAACCUGCACAUUGUGCUGUGCCUCAGUCCGGUGGGAGACCCCUUCAGGAACUGGAUUCGCCAGUACCCAGCCUUGGUGAACUGCACAACCAUCAACUGGUUCUCAGAGUGGCCCCGGGAGGCCUUGCUAGAGGUGGCUGAGAAGUACCUCAUAGGAGUGGACUUGGGGACACAGGAGAAUAUCCACAGGAAAGUAGCCCAGAUCUUUGUCACUAUGCACUGGUCCGUGGCUCAGUACUCCCAGAAGAUGAUGUUGGAACUGCGGAGACACAACUAUGUCACCCCCACAAACUACCUGGAGCUCGUGUCUGGAUAUAAAAAGCUUCUGGGAGAAAAGCGGCAGGAGCUGCUGGACCAAGCCAACAAGCUACGGACCGGAUUGUUUAAGAUUGAUGAAACCAGGGAAAAAGUAGAGGUGAUGUCCUUGGAGCUGGAGGACGCCAAGAAGAAGGUGGCUGAGUUCCAGAAGCAGUGUGAAGAGUACCUGGUCAUCAUUGUCCAGCAGAAGCGGGAAGCGGACGAACAGCAGAAGGCAGUCACGGCCAACAGUGAGAAGAUCGCUAUUGAGGAAGUCAAGUGUCAGGCCCUGGCGGACAACGCCCAGAAGGAUCUAGAGGAGGCAUUGCCCGCCCUUGAAGAAGCCAUGCGGGCCCUGGAGUCUCUGAAUAAGAAGGACAUAGGUGAGAUCAAGUCCUAUGGACGGCCUCCUGCCCAGGUGGAGAUGGUGAUGCAGGCAGUCAUGAUUCUCCGAGGCAAUGAGCCCACGUGGGCGGAGGCAAAGCGGCAGCUAGGUGAGCAGAGGACACUGGGAAGAGGCUUCAUUGGUCUGGUGUUUGUUGAUCAAGCUUUCCUGUUGCCAAAUCCUAACCCCAAAGCUUUUUCGGGGACUUUGGAAACAUUCCAGGGGUUGCCCUUCAGACGGCCCUUCUCCAACUUUGAGAACGCAUUCAUCCGUCACAGGGGCAACAGUAUAGAGGACAGUUUCGCGCGUGGGCCCCUCAUGAUGAAUCCUCAGCCCAAGCCCUUCAAAGUUGGAUUUAAAGGAAUUAUGAAGGGAAACCCAGUACUGGAAGCCGCGACGAGCCCGGAUGGUUGUAACUUUAAUGAGUGGCCCAGUCUAAAAUACAAGCGGCUGGUGGGGCAGUGGCAUAACGAGGCCUAUUUUCACGCCGCCAUAGGCUACCUUCUGCAUUUUCUCAUGGCGCGAAGUCACUUGCAGGACCUUCCUCUAGGCUUGUGGAAGCCCAGCUGCCUAGUGGCAUACGUUAGUGUUCGCGAAGCGAAGACGUACUCACCGAAGCUUCGAUGGGAAGCAGAAAUGCGCGAUCUCGCUGUGUUUUUAUCCAACAAACAUACGCCCGCUGCACGGAACGGUUCCAAGAUUAUAACAGCCACCGAGGUGACCGAGCAGCUCGAGACCAGUGAGACCACAGAGAUCAACAUUGACUUGGCCAGAGAGGCUUACCGCCCCUGUGCCCAGCGGGCUUCAGUGCUGUUCUUCGUGCUCAAUGACAUGGGCCGCAUUGACCCCAUGUACCAGUUCUCUCUGGAUGCCUACAUCAGCCUCUUUAUCCUCAGCAUUGACAAGAGCCAUCGCAGCAAUAAGCUGGAGGAUCGCAUCGAGUAUCUCAACGACUACCAUACCUACGCUGUCUACAGGUAUACCUGCCGUACCCUUUUUGAGCGCCACAAGCUCCUGUUCAGUUUUCACAUGUGUGCCAAAAUCCUGGAGACUUCCGGCAAGCUCAACAUGGACGAGUACAACUUCUUUCUGCGUGGGGGUGUGGUUCUGGAUCGGGAAGGCCAGAUGGACAACCCAUGCACUAGCUGGCUAGCCGAUGCCUACUGGGACAACAUCACAGAGCUGGACAAGCUGACCAACUUCCACGGACUCAUGAACUCCUUUGAACAGUACCCUCGGGACUGGCACCUGUGGUAUACCAACGCUUCCCCUGAGAAGGCCAUGCUGCCAGGUGAGUGGGAAAAUGCGUGCAACGAGAUGCAGCGGAUGCUGAUCGUCCGCUCCCUGCGCCAGGACCGGGUGUCGUUCUGCGUCACUUCCUUCAUCGUGUCCAACCUCGGCUCUCGGUUCAUUGAGCCGCCGGUCCUAAACAUGAAAUUGGUGAUGGAGGACUCUUCGCCACGAUCCCCACUGGUGUUCAUUCUGUCUCCCGGUGUGGACCCCACCAGCGCUCUGCUUCAACUGGCCGAGCACACAGGCAUGGCCCAGCGCUUCCACGCCCUGUCCCUGGGCCAGGGGCAGGCCCCCAUUGCUGCGCGUCUCCUACGAGAUGGUGUGGUGCAGGGACACUGGGUGUUCCUGGCGAACUGCCACCUGUCGCUGUCGUGGAUGCCGAACCUGGACAAGCUGGUGGAGCAGCUGCAGGUGGAGGACCCGCACCCAGCCUUCCGUCUGUGGCUCAGCUCCAGUCCUCACCCCGACUUCCCAAUCUCCAUCCUGCAGGCCAGCAUCAAGAUGACCACGGAGCCCCCAAAGGGUCUGAAGGCCAACAUGACACGUCUGUACCAGCUCAUGACGGAGCCACAGUUCACACGCUGCUCCAAACCUGCCAAGUAUAAGAAGCUGCUGUUCGCGCUCUGCUUCUUCCACUCCAUAUUACUUGAGCGCAAGAAGUUUUUACAGCUGGGCUGGAAUAUCAUUUAUGGCUUCAAUGACUCCGACUUCGAGGUGUCAGAGAACCUGCUGAGCCUCUAUCUGGACGAGUAUGAGGAGACGCCCUGGGAUGCACUCAAAUACCUCAUUGCCGGUGUCAACUAUGGGGGACAUGUCACAGAUGACUGGGAUCGGCGCCUGCUCACCACCUACAUCAAUGAUUAUUUCUGUGAACAGGCUCUAACGACUCCCUCCUACCGGUUGUCUGUACUGGACACUUACUUCAUCCCCAAGGAUGGGAGUUUGGCCUCUUACAAAGAAUACAUCAGCUUGCUGCCCAGCAUGGACCCCCCUGAGGCCUUUGGCCAACACCCCAAUGCUGACGUGGCCUCCCAGAUCACGGAGGCCCGGACCCUCUUUGAGACUCUGCUUUCUCUGCAACCCCAAAUCACACCCACCAGGAUUGGUGGCCAGAGCCGAGAAGAGAAGGUCCUCGAGUUAGCUGCUGAUGUGAAGCAGAAGAUUCCCGAGAUGAUCGACUAUGAGGGGACCCGGAAGUUACUGGCUCUUGACCCCUCCCCACUCAAUGUGGUCCUCCUGCAGGAGAUCCAGAGAUACAACAACCUGAUGAGGACCAUCUUGCUGUCACUGACAGACUUAGAGAAGGGCAUCCAGGGCCUCAUCGUAAUGUCAACCAGCCUGGAAGAGAUUUUCAAUUGCAUCUUCGAUGCCCAUGUCCCUCCACUCUGGGGAAAGGCGUAUCCCUCACAAAAGCCUUUGGCGUCAUGGACCCGGGACCUGGCUGUGCGUGUGGAACAGUUUGAGCUGUGGGCCAGCCGAGCGCGCCCUCCUGUGAUCUUCUGGCUGUCUGGCUUCACGUUCCCCACCGGUUUCCUCACGGCUGUCCUGCAGUUUUCAGCUCGCCAGAACAAUAUUUCGGUGGACUGCCUCUCUUGGGAGUUUAUAGUUUCCACUGUGGAUGACAGCAACCUGGUGUAUCCACCCAAGGAUGGUGUCUGGGUUCGGGGCCUCUACCUGGAGGGUGCUGGCUGGGACCGAAAGAACUCUUGUUUAGUGGAGGCAGAGCCCAUGCAGCUGGUCUGCCUCAUGCCCACGAUCCACUUCCGACCAGCAGAGAGUCGCAAGAAAAGUGCCAAGGGCAUGUACUCCUGUCCAUGCUAUUACUAUCCCAACCGGGCAGGCAGCACAGAUCGGACCUCCUUUGUCAUAGGCAUCGAUCUCCGAUCUGGAGCCAUGACAUCUGAUCACUGGAUUAAGAGGGGAACUGCCCUACUGAUGAGCCUGGACAGCUGAUCAGCGCCCCCCACGCCCCGCUUCUUUCCUGCUGGAGAGGGUCGGGAGCCCUAAGACUUUGACCUAAAGCUGGAUCUCCGGCUUUGAUCUUAGCUGAAUCCAGCAUAUAAUGGUGCCCCGGAGGUACCUAGUGGCGCUCAGCACAGUAAAACACAUGCCAACCCAA
Molecule: messenger RNA, 13118 nt
Organism: Peromyscus leucopus (white-footed mouse)
Lineage: Eukaryota; Metazoa; Chordata; Mammalia; Rodentia; Cricetidae
Gene: Dnah2
Product: dynein axonemal heavy chain 2
Exons: 82
Coding region: 134-12952 (4272 amino acids)
Biological process (GO): microtubule-based movement
Cellular component (GO): dynein complex
Molecular function (GO): ATP binding; dynein light intermediate chain binding; dynein intermediate chain binding
Source: RefSeq, a predicted model, not a curated record